AUGAUCGAGAAGAUAGAGUUCAGAGUUCCUGGAAAGGUGAUUGUAAACGGAUCAUACAUAGUGCUGAGCGGAGAAACAUGUAGGGCUGUAGCACUCAAAACACACAUGACAUCAGAAGCAACUAGAACUGUAUCGAGUGAGGCGGAGAUAACAGUGGCGGUGGAUGGAGGGGAAAAAAUUACAUACGGAAGCGACUACAUUCGUACAUGCCGUGAUACAGGCGGGCCUGCUCAUUAUAUACUCAACAUAGUUGCCUGCUUCUUCGAGAUUGCCAGGAUUUCACCCAAAAACCGGAUACAUAUCGAAAUGCACACAGGGGAAGGAUUCUUUUCUGGCGGGCCUGGAGGCGAGAAAACUGGGAUUGGAUCCUCUGCCUGCAUUCUUGUAUCCAUAGUGUAUGCCCUCCUAAGAUUUCAUCAGGAUGACUUCAGACGGAUCGCUUCUCGAGGCGAUUUUGAUGCACGGGGCAGAUCGCCUGUUUUCCAAGGUGACCUGAAGCUGUGGCUUGGGGGCCUUUCUCUUUCCGAGGAUCUUGCAGAGCACCUCCUAUCGAUAACAUAUUUAGUCCACCAGGCAACCAACCAGGGAGCUUCUGGAUGCGAUGUGAUGUGCUGCCUUCUGGGAUCCAUAUAUUUCAGCAGAGAAAGAUGCUUUCCUCUUGAGAAUAUUCCCCGGUAUCUGAUCCUUGGGUCCUUUGGAAAGAGUAGUGCGACAAGAGAAAUGCUUAAGAAAAUUAACUCUAAAGACCCUAAAUGGAGGUUCAUCAAAGAUAUUAACAGGAAGAUUAACGAGGAAAGGGAAAGUCCAAAGAAGCUUUAUAUGGAGUAUCUGGAUGCCAUGAAAGGCGUAAGCACAGCAAUAGUUCCGGAGAAGCAGUAUGAAGUACUAAUGAAAACCAAUGGAUACGAUAUCUGGGGGUGCGGGAUUUCAGGGGCUGGCGGAGAUGACUGUGUCUGGGCUCUAGCCGAUGAUUACCAAGAUGUGUACAGAUAUUGGAAAAGGGUCUUCACUUUCACAUUUGUAACGGAAGUGUCUUAUAGAGGAAUUCACCUGUUGUAA
Messenger RNA from Encephalitozoon cuniculi GB-M1, 1059 nucleotides. RefSeq lists its product as uncharacterized. Gene Ontology annotation, biological process: isopentenyl diphosphate biosynthetic process, mevalonate pathway. The record is from RefSeq and is marked provisional. Gene Ontology annotation, cellular component: peroxisome. The transcript has a single exon. Lineage: Eukaryota; Fungi; Microsporidia; Unikaryonidae. The coding region runs from base 1 to 1059 and encodes 352 amino acids. Gene Ontology annotation, molecular function: phosphomevalonate kinase activity.